UAUGUUAAAUCAUCAAGUAUUUCCUAGAUGUGGUGCCAAUGUAGAAUCAGUUUUGCCUUUUAGUUUGAAUGUGAAUCUCUGUUCGGUGAAGCCAGACCUCAAGAUCUGAAAAGGUUUGGUAGAAAAUAGGUCGUCGUGUGUGAAAAACAACUGAAGCUGAGUCUUGAGGCCAGUGGUAAAGUUCAAAGCUCAGCAGAAUGUUGUACACACAACACAGGCAGAGUGAGAUUCCACUCUAAUUUGGUCUGUGGCAUAACGCUUAGCAUUGUAAAAGUGCUUUUUUUUUUAUGUGUGUCACACUUUUAGCCCUGAUCGGCCAUGACAGCACUGUCUUGUGCACUGUCUAUGUUUUUAUAGAUCAGGUAGUAACCAUAGUUGCCAGCCAGGUAGUAACCAUCUGAUCAGCCUGAGCCUGAAAGGCAACCCCUGCAGCUCUGGCAGUGCCUCCGUGGGUGUGGUGAGUGAAAUUUAGGCUGUAUGAUUCACAUGUGCCCCAGGAUACAUCUCCUCCACCCCAUCAUGGAAUGCUCAGCAGUCUGCACACAAAGGAGGCUGUUGCGCACUCCACAAAAAUGAACGUGUGAAUGUGUGAAUGUGUUUAUGUGUGCGAUAGAGGUAGAGAGUUGGGAGUGGCUAGAGAGGCUGCUCCCCAAGACUGUGAAACACACCUGUUGAGGCAGUUUAGAUGAAGCAAGGAGCUAGUUGGGAUUGGAUACUUCCUAUUACAAGCUAAGUACACUGAAGGAAGUUUUCUGGAAGAGAGACAUACACCUGACGCGAGAUCUGAAAUAGAGAAGACUUGAAAGUGCGUAGCCUAAAGCCCCUCCACAGUCGACUAUGACUGAACACCUUAGAGGGAGUCACUAUGGGUCCUCCCUCCCAGAGCUGCGGCUUGUCCUUUUGGGGACCAUCGGAUGUGGAAAAACAGCAUCAGGGGACACAAUCCUGGGCCAGCUGUCUCCCACCUCUGGCGACUCCAGGAGCUGCCAGCUGCGACAGGGCUUUUCCGAGGGCAGGAGGCUGACCUUGGUGGAGGCACCGAGGUGGUACUGGAACGGCAGCCACAUGGAGGAGAAUGUAAAGAAAGAGACAGAGCGGGCAUUGAAGCUGGUAGCCCCGGGCCCACAUGCAUUUCUGCUGCUGGUGCCAGUUGGCCAGUUCACAGAGGUGGAGGGCUGUGUGCCUGCAGAGCUAGAGGAGGUUUUUGGGGAGGGUGCGCUGCGCCACACCCUUAUCCUACUGACCUGUGGAGAUUACCUGAUGGGCCGGACAGAGCAGGCUUAUCUGCAAGGAGAGGACCCAGGCCUCAGGGAAAUUAUCGAGUGCUGCGGAGGGAGGUACCACUUCAUCAACAAUCGUCAACGUCAGGACAGGGAGCAGGUCAGGACUCUGCUGGAGAAGGUAGAGAAUAUGGCACAGAGGAAUGGAGGAUGCUACCAGAAAACACUUGAAGAGCUGGAGACGGAGAGACUAGUGAGAGAGAGAGAGCAAGCACUGAGGGAAUUGUACCGAGUUAAGGCAGAGGAGAAAAGAGAGACAGUGGAGCCACAGUUCAUCUCAGACACACAGAGGGAUAGAGCAGGAGGAGAGGAGUAUAGGUAUGCCACCUCCUUGGAGAGGAGGAGAGAAGACGAGAGGGAGGAGAUGGACAGGAGAGUGUCUGCGAGCCAAGUGGCCAAUGGGCUUCAUUCAGCCCCAGCACCAGAGCCACAGUCAUAUUCAGAGUGUUGUAAUGACAGUACGUCCCAAAUCCAGAGGAGCCCCAGUUUCAAACUAAAUGCAGAUGGCGCCAGACUCUCACAACUAUCUGAAGUCCAACCAACCAAGAAAGUGAUGAGUACUUUCCACCACAGAAUCAACAGCCAAGGAGGGAAAUCUUCCCCCGAGGUUUCCCCGACCUCUCCUCCCCAUUCGCCGGUCUUUUCCUCCUUUGCUGCGUCAACAUCAACUUCCGACUCCUCCGUGUCCUCCUCCUCUCCAGAGCUGCGCCUGGUGUUGCUCGGGCGGUCCGGAGCCGGGAAGAGCGCAGCUGGAAACACCAUCCUGGGUCAGGAGGCGUUUGAGUCGUACCCGGACAGCCUCACAUCCAUCACUCAGGAGUGUGAGAAAAAGAAGGCACUGGUCGCAGGGAGAAGGGUUGCAGUGGUGGAUACACCAGACUGGUUCAAGUCGGAGCAUUCGCCAGAUGAGGUGCGAGCUCAGAUCUCCUCCUGUGUUGCACUGUCCAGUCCUGGACCCCAUGCCUUCCUCCUGUGUGUCCCGGUAGACCAGUCUGCCAAAACCGAGCUGCAGGCUUUGGGGGCCCUUGAGGCUGUUUUUGGCCCUGAAGCGGUUCAGACACACACCUUGAUCCUCUUUACAUAUGCUGAUCGACUAAGGAAGAGCGGGAUGGCAGGAGAGAACAGUGUGGAGGCAUAUAUCGCCCGUCAGCGAGGGGAUCUGUUGAAGCUGGUGGAGAAAUGUGGGGAUCGGUUUCAUGUGAUGGAGAGGGGAGGAGGCGAGGGGGAGAGGAGGAAUGUGUCCGAGCUGCUGGAGAAGGUGGAGCAGACAGUGAAAGAGGGAGGAGGACAGUGCUAUUCAUGUCCUGCUUUUCAAGAAGCAGAGGAGAGAGUGAGGGAGAGACAGGUGGAGAUGGCAAAGGAGAGGAGGGAGAGACGAGAACAAGAAAGGCUAAAAGAUGAACAGUUCGGUGUUAGAAGGCAGAUACUCCAUUCCUCCAUGCAGCCUUUGGCAGAGAGAGAAGAGGAGGAAGAGGAAGUGAGAGAAGAUGAGAUUGAGGAAACAAGGGAUGAAGCAGAGAGGAGUGUGAGCACCAUGAAUCUUGAGAGUCUUCCUCCUAUUUCACGUUCCACCAUGUCUCCGUCAUUUAUUCGCUCCGUGUGGGAAAAAAUGGAGUCUGGUGCAAAGAUGGUUCCCAAGCUGCUGUCAGACAGUUCUGAAUGGGUUGGUUCAGGAGCAAAGAGCGUAGCAGCUAGUCCAAUGUGGGGAACAGUUGGCAGUGGGGCAAAAAAUGUCCAAAAGAUGGUGGUUGAUAGUUCUGUAUGGGGGAAAAUGGGAGUCAGUGCUGAACAGGUCUCCAAACUAAUGGCUGAUAAUGCAAUGUUGGAGAGGCUCAGGGCACAGAAAGUCCCCAAGCUGGUGGUAGAUGGUUCUACAUGGGUGGGAUCCGGAGCAAAGAGGGUGGCUGCAAGUCCCAUGUGGGGAACAGUUGGGUCAGGUGCCAAAUCUGGGGCCAAACUAAUAGCAGACGGUUCCAUGUGGGUUGGGUCUGGGGCCAAGAGUUUGGCGCAGAGUCCCAUGUGGGGAAAGGUAGGAUCUGGGGCUAAAUCUGGAGCCAAAAUCAUGGCUGACAGUUCUAAGCGGGUUGGAGCUGGAAUUGGAACCGGCGCAAAGAAUUUGACACAGAGUCCCAUGUGGGGAAAGGUCGGAUCCGGGGCAAAAAGUGGAGCCAAAAUGGUGGCCAGUGGUUCAAUGCGGGUUGGAGCUGGAAUUGGGGCUGGGGCGAAGAAAGUGGCACAGAGUCCAGUGUGGGAGAAGGUGGGGUCUGGAGCCAAAGCUGGGGCCAAAAUGGUGGCUGAGAGCUCAGUGUGGGAGAAAAUCAGCACUGCUGCUAAAAAGGUACCAAAGGUAGUUAUAGGAGGUGCGUUGCUUGGUCUGGUGCUUGGGGUGUUUUUGGGGGGUGCAUUAGGAGGAGCCAUAGGGGCUGCUGCUGGGUCUGCGGUCACUGAGGUGGGCAGACGAAAAUUGACCGAAAAAGAUACACUGAAAGAGCUGGAUAAUGCUGCAAAAGAUGCAGGGCAGACAGUGGAUGACAGAGUGGAAUCAAUAGUCAAACAUGGAGAAAAAGUUUUGAAAGCAGAUUGAUAUGACACGGGUCAUGAGCAACUGUCAAUAAAAUAUAUAUGUAACAAAUAUAAGAUCAUUCCAGUUUAACUGGUUUCAAGGUAAUUGUGGCAACACCAUAAAAAAACUGUGGAAAAUAAUUUUAAUUUUGACAUGUACUGAUAAUCUUGUAAAAUGCAGACUUAUCCUCCCUUUUGUGACCACAGAUUUACCCAUGAGCUACUCACAGAGGCCUUUGUAGUUAAGAUUUACUUUAAAUUCACGAGAAUGCAUUUAUUAAUGUUUUUUUAAAUCUGUAUUUGUAGCUUGGUCUACAAAUUAAAUGUGACUCUGCCUAAUGAUGACUAUUUUUUGAGAUUCUGUUCAGGAUGCUUAUCCUGCAACAGUAUAAAUUAGGGCUGAACAAUUUAUCAAAAAUAUUAUCAGAAGCGCAAUAUAGCCACGUGCAAUAUCCAGAUCGCAGGAGCUGCAACGUUUUGAUGGAGACAAAACAUUGUUGUAAAUAAAGCGGUGCUAUAGAGAUGGCCUACAAAUCAUGCUUUCAAAAUGUAAGAAAACAUAUUUGUUUGGCACAGACACCAGCAAAAAUCACAUUGUUUUAAUAGCUUUUUCAGUGAAAAUGAAAAUUAGAACGCAAAAAUGAUCAUUCCUGCUAAAAUCAUUUAUCAUAUCGCACUGAUAAUAUCUAAAAUUAGUGGUAAUAUUAUUUUUUUACCAUAUUGUUCAGCCCUAAUAUGAACUGGAGCUUCAUGAAAACUGACAGAAUGUACAUAGAGGCUUGAAAUGAUGAUUUAGCAGUUACGUCAUAUGAUUUAUACUGUGUGAAAGUUACAGUGAUAUUGCAAUUAUUCUGCCUAAUGUUUGAAUAGUUAAACAUCUUAUUUCCUCUUUGUUGCUUAGCGUGAGCAAUUAAAAACAGAAAGCUAAAGGCAUUAGCUAAAACUUAAUUUUGCAGGUCAUUUUAUAAAUAUAAGUUUAUAUUAACGCAUUAUAUUGAUCACAGAAAACCUUGAUUAGUGAUGCUU
Messenger RNA from Myripristis murdjan (pinecone soldierfish), 4868 nucleotides. RefSeq lists its product as uncharacterized. Gene Ontology annotation, molecular function: GTP binding. Bases 838 to 3864 code for a protein of 1008 amino acids. The transcript has 8 exons. The record is from RefSeq and is a predicted model, not a curated record. Lineage: Eukaryota; Metazoa; Chordata; Actinopteri; Holocentriformes; Holocentridae.